AUGGUGAACACCGGCAUGCAGCUGAUCAGCUUCACCUGCGCGGUGACGGGCUGGAUCAUGGCCAUCGCCGUCACCGCGCUGCCGCAGUGGAAGGUGUCGGCGUUCAUCGGGAACAACAUCCUGACGUCGGAGAUCAAGUGGGAGGGGAUCUGGAUGAACUGCAUCUACCAGACCACCGGACACAUGCAGUGCAAGACCUACGACUCCAUGUUGGCGCUGCCGCCCGACAUCCAGGCCGCCCGCGCCCUCAUGUGCCUCGCCAUCUUCAUGGGCUGGCUGUCCUGCACCGUAUCCUGCUGCGGCAUGAAGUGCACCACCUGCGCCGGCGAUGACCGCCGGGCCAAGGCCGGCAUCGCGCUGGCGGGCGGCAUCCUCUUCAUCCUCACCGGCCUCUGCGUCCUCAUCCCCGUGUCCUGGACCGCCAACACCGUGGUCCGGGACUUCUACAACCCCAACGUGCCCGUCAUGCACAAGCGGGAGUUGGGCCAGGCCAUCUACCUGGGCUGGGCCGCCGCCGUCAUCCUGAUGCUGAGCGGCGCCGUCCUGAGCAGCACCUGCCCGCUCAUGGAGAGGGGCGGGCGCUACCGCCGGGGCUACAUCGGCCGGAGCUUCGCCAACUCACCCGCACCAGACCCCCCUAAACCCAUCACCUCCAACAGCCUCCCGCUGAAGGAGUAUGUCUAG
Molecule: messenger RNA, 684 nt
Organism: Melanotaenia boesemani (Boeseman's rainbowfish)
Lineage: Eukaryota; Metazoa; Chordata; Actinopteri; Atheriniformes; Melanotaeniidae
Product: claudin-4
Exons: 1
Coding region: 1-684 (227 amino acids)
Biological process (GO): bicellular tight junction assembly; cell adhesion
Cellular component (GO): plasma membrane; bicellular tight junction
Molecular function (GO): structural molecule activity
Source: RefSeq, a predicted model, not a curated record